AUGUCUAUCUCAUAUUUGGUGUCUACAGCUGGUCAUGCACAACAACAAAACGAACUCAAUCCUCAUGACAUCAAAAGUAUCGUUCAGUUGGUAGAAGAUGGAGCAAAGGAAUUUGGACUAGAAAAGGUGGUCGGGUUCACUUCACAUUCAGCAGCGGAGGAGAAAUGGGAAUGUAACCUAUUUUCAUUUGAUGAGCUUUUAAACCAUUCUGGAACGCUAGCGAGGGGUUUUGUUCAGUGGGGAGUAUCGUUCCACGAAGAUGACACUCGCAUCGUAUCGCUGCUUUGCCCCACUGGCAUCGAGUUUUUGAUUUCUUGGAUCGCUUUGAUGAGAAUGGGUUACGGAGUCGUGUUCAUAGCCCCACAAUGUUCUCCUACCGCUAUUACACAUCUCUAUCAUUCAUCAUCGUCCACCAAGUUGAUCUACCACUCGAAAUACACUGAGCUGGCUAAAUCUGCUUGUGAUAUGGACUCCAGCAUCUCAGACAUACAGCUACCAUCUUCUUCCCAGACAUCGAUCAGCUCUCUGCGUUCGAAAAACCCCGCUCGAGAUCCCAACAGCAUCUCGCACGUGUUUCACACUUCCGGAACCAGCGGUACACCUAAGCCUAUUCCCAAUACGCACUUGGGAAGCGUGUCCGUUCUCCCACGGCGUGCUCUCCCUUCUUAUCUGUCCACCGACUCUAGUCCCAGUACCAGCUCCAUGCCAUCUGCGGAAUCAGCUGCUUUCACGACUACACCUCUUUUCCACGGCGGUGUUUCUGACCUGCUCCGUGCUUGGAUGGCCAGGAGUAUGAUAUACUUCUAUCCUACGUCAGACACACCUAUCACCUCGAAAAACGUCGCAGAAGCGGUGGAGGCUUGUCGAAGAACUCCAGAGACCCCAGACAUAACGCUGUCUGCUGUUCACCUGGAAGAGAGGAUGCAUCGAUUCAAGGUCACAUCUUUUCUAUCCGUCCCUUAUAUCCUUUCGACACUCGCAGAAGAUCUCGACGGUCCAGGCAUGAACAUGCUGAAACGUAUGGAUCUCGUCAGUACCGGAGGAGCCCCGUUGGACUCUAGAAUCGGAAAUAUGAUGGUCGGCCAAGGUGUGAGACUGGUGAGCAGACUAGGGAGCAGCGAGUGCGGUUUCCUUCUCAGUUCACACCGAAGAUAUGAAGUUGAGACAGAUUGGGAAUGGCUUCGGAACGAUUCUCAAUAUGCCCAUGCCCUUGUAUUCGAAGCUUCUUCGUCUGGUGUUUCCAGUGAUGGUCAGGACUUCGAGAUGAUCGUGACCAGAGAAUGGUCCAGUAAGACGAAGACCAAUCGUGAUGACGGGUCUUAUGCUACCGGCGAUUUGUAUCAGAAGCAUCCUACCAAAGCGGAUGUCUGGAGAUACGUUGGAAGAGGGGAUGAUGUCAUUGUACUCAGCAAUGGAGAGAAGGCCACACCCGGUCCGAUUGAAACUAUCCUCGGCUCCUCACCUUAUCUAACAGCCGCUCUCGUUGUUGGUGCGAAAAGAUCACAACUUUGGGGCUCUUCUUUUCCCGCGCCCAUCGUCAUAUCCCUAGACAUGUGUCUUAUUGUGAAAGAUCGCGAAAAAAUGUUACCUAAAAGUAGCAAAGGGACUGUCCAGCGAGGUUUGGCUUAUGACGUCUUUGGCGAUGAAAUCUACCAACUUUACAACGGCGACUAUGAGGGCUCAAUGGAGAAACGGAGUCUGUCGGAAAUUGCAAGGCUUAUCAAGGGUCUUAUCGAAGAUAUCGCUUCUUCCAAACUGAAGGCAGCGGCUCUUCACUCAACGACUGAUCUGUUCAAUUGGGGGGUGGAUUCACUUCUAGCCACAAGGGUUAGGUCCGCCUUGCAAAAGACUCUGAAUACUGGAAACGUUGUACUUCCUAAUAAUAUCGUGUUUGAGAGGCCUUCAAUAGAACUACUCUCACAAUACAUUUUUGAUUUGCAAGAGCACAAUCAAGUAGUGGAUCGCAGUGACGCAGAUGUUCAUAAGCAGAUGGAGCAGCUUGCCGAAACAUACGGAGUAUUCGACGUAACAAAGAAUGGUCAUGAAACUCACAGAAUUAUGAAGCAGCCAGGGCGGACUGUACUUCUUACGGGAGGGACAGGUUCCCUUGGUGCAUUCUUGAUUGACGCGCUCAGCAACAUCCCCACCAAUGCAGUUCGCAAAAUCAUAUGCCUUGUCCGUGCGGAUGACGAUGCUACAGCCAAGACGCGGAUUGACAGUACCAUGUUGGCGAGAAGCUUAGACUCUUCUAGUAAAUUGGAGGUCUACGCGUCAGAUCUAGCCGAAUGUAAAUUGGGGUUAUCUUCAGAUGUAUAUGACUAUUUAGCAGAGGAGGUCGAUGUUGUUAUUCAUGCCGCUUGGCCUGUCCAUUUUGCUAGCAGCCUGACUUCCUUCGAGGACAGUAUCAAGGGUACGCGUAAUCUACUGGAUAUCGUGGCUGGUACAGGGAGGCAACCGGUCAAGAUGUACUACUGCUCAUCCCUGGCGUCCGUUCUUGCCCAAAGUUCGACUUCGGUGAAAGAGCAGCCAUCAGAUGACCCAGCAACGGCUUCUGCUGUCGGCUAUUCGCAGUCCAAGUGGGUCACAGAGAAGAUAUGUCGCCUAGCAAACGAGAGCUUAAAGUUAAGGAAUCGAAUACGCGUAUUGCGCAUAGGUCAGUUAUGUGGGGACACCAAAACGGGUCACUGGAAUGAGAAAGAAGGUUGGCCUCUCAUGAUCCGCACUGCUCAAACGACUGGAUGCUUACCAGUUCUGUCCGAGGCUCCAUCCUGGUUACCUGUAGAUCUGGCGGCUAAAUCGGUAAUCGACAUUGUCAUGUCAGAUCGACAGGACACGACUUUUGUGUAUCAUGUAGCCCACCCAAGUACAAUAGAAUGGGUUGAUAUCCUUCGGCUCUUGGAAGCUUCCAAUCUGCCUUUUCAACGCGUGUCGCCUGAAACUUGGUUACAAAAGGUGGAGGAAACGUCGGACAACCUACAGGAUAACCCCAGUAAAGGAAUGUUGCAGAUGUGGAAAGCCGCUUAUGGUCAUGGUGCAGAGGCUGUGUCGCAAAGUGUGGUGGAUUGCACGAACGCUCUUGCGGCCUCUUAUACCAUGCAGCACCUUUCUCCAAUUGAUCGUGCCCAUGUGGAGAAGAUGAUUAACGCUUGGAAACGUACUGGCUUUCUGGACUGCCAUGCUAGAUAG
Messenger RNA from Kwoniella shivajii, 3186 nucleotides. RefSeq lists its product as uncharacterized. Lineage: Eukaryota; Fungi; Basidiomycota; Tremellomycetes; Tremellales; Cryptococcaceae. The coding region runs from base 1 to 3186 and encodes 1061 amino acids. Gene Ontology annotation, molecular function: phosphopantetheine binding. The record is from RefSeq and is a predicted model, not a curated record. The transcript is spliced from 15 exons.